Cimex lectularius (bed bug) is the source of this 2264-nucleotide messenger RNA. RefSeq names its product lateral signaling target protein 2 homolog. The transcript is spliced from 14 exons. NCBI's taxonomy places the organism in Eukaryota, Metazoa, Arthropoda, Insecta, Hemiptera, Cimicidae. Bases 209 to 2236 code for a protein of 675 amino acids. Gene Ontology annotation, cellular component: early endosome membrane. Gene Ontology annotation, molecular function: metal ion binding. The record is from RefSeq and is a predicted model, not a curated record.
CCUUGUUUACGUUUUAGGUUGGGUUCGUUUCCGGAGGUGGUUAUAACACAUUAACACAGUGCUAAACUCUCUAUCGGGUCCGUGCGGGUUUCCAAUCGGUCGUCGCCAGUUUCCGAAGCGGUCUCGGCCCUGGGAAAAUGUCCACCAGCGCCAACAGCUCCGACUGGUUCUACUUCCAUGUGUCUUAGCGAAGAGAGAACAGCGAUUCAUGUCCUCGAUAAUGGAGUCUCUCAGAAAAUGGUUCUACAAGCCAAGGAAGGAUGACACAUCCCACUUGGCACAAUUUUUCUAUGCGGAUGAAGCACUCAAUCUCGUCGCUGCUGAGCUUGACAGCUUUGACGGUCGCAAAGACCCCGAACGAUGCUCUAGCCUUGUCAACCACCUGAGACAAUGUCAGGACAAGGUAUUGAACAUUUGCAACAAAAUCAUGGAUGAGAUGAUACCCAAUGAGAGGGCUGACAGGGACUUCAGGGUCAAAUUUCCUGAUGAUGUGAUGCAGGACAAUCUUGCUGGACAACUUUGGUUUGGUGCUGAGUGCUUGGCUGCCGGUUCAAGCAUCAUGAACCGAGAAGCAGAAAGCAGCAUGAUGAGGCCCCUUGCAAAAGCGCUCACGAAGGCAUUAGAUAAUGUAAGAGGCCUUCUCAGGGAGGCAGCCCUCCGUUCCCACUCCACUCCUGUGAGUGAGAUCCAAACUGACAAGCUGACUGAGUCUCUGAAGGUUUUUGAUCGCCUUCUUGCUGAUUUCGAACUGGCUUAUGUCAGUGCAAUGGUCCCUGUUAAGUCUGUACAAGAGUAUGAACUUCAGCAAUGUGUAAUUGUACUGUUCUCAGAGACCCUUCACAGAGCUUUGAAAAUGGGCCUUUUGACGCAAGAAAUGGUAGAUCAGUACGACCCUGCUCUUAUGUUCACGAUACCAAGGCUUGCGAUAGUCACAGGGCUUGUGAUUUUCCCACAUGGCCCGCUUUCUUUAAGUUUCACUCAACCAAUUUCUGACAUGUUUAAACCCUUUAAGACACUCCUCAUUAGGAUUCGUGAACUUCUUAGAACUCUCACUGAAGAAGAGUUGUUGACGCUAGAAAAAAUGCUCUCUUCUUCGGAAGAACUGAUUUUCUCUGAAGACUGUGAGAAGAUUGAAAAUUUGAAGAGGACGAAAGACAACGAGGAAACAGACAAAUGGUCAAACAAACACGAAUGCAUCGAGGGUAGAGAAGAGCUCCCUGCGGAGAUAAUGGACGGCCGUUUACAAAACCGUGAAGUCCAACAACCUGUUGUCGAAAUAAUUGAGAAUAGCCCGCUUCCUCCCAAUGAAAUGCAACACAGUCCCCAUGACUCUGGCUUUGUUCAGAGCAACAGCGACGGAUCCCUUUCUGAAGCCGCCCGUGGCUCCGGCGAAGAAGUGACUAACAGAUGUCAAGACAUACUCACAUCUAAUUUUAACUCCUAUACGAAAAACUUACCAAAUAAAAAUAUAAGUGGAACACUGGAUGAUAAUUGGGGCGAAGCAUCCUUUAGACGCAACUAUGAUGAAAAUUGGGACAGUUUAGCAGAAAUGCAAACCAACUCUCAGGAUAUAUCUUCAAACCACACAGAGGGAGACAAUACAGCCGGGAGCAGCUAUUCUUCCUCUUGUUCAAGUUGCCAGAGCCCAUUAUCUAAUUGCGCAAGCAGUGAUACAUCAUCAUAUAAUUCCGAUUGCCAAGACGACAUUGAAGUUGCCUUGGCCCUCAAAGCAGCUGAGCUUAGGACGAGUCAAGAAGCUAGAGCAAAAUUCAGGUCGAGCGCGGACUUAGUCCAUAGGCUCUUUGUUUGUGUGGCUGGAGUGGCAGACCAACUUCAGACAAAUUUCGCAGGUGAUCUUCGUAACAUUCUGAAGUCUGUUUUUCUUAUGAAUGCCAGUGACAGAGGAGAAUAUGGGACUGUGAAUGAUGAAAAUAUUGAAUGCUGUGAAAGAGGAGAGGAUGCUGUUGAAUGGGGUGAGAGGGAAACUCAACCUGCACCCUCUUGGGUGCCUGAUCAGGCAGCGCCUUCUUGUAUGUACUGCACUUCACCCUUUACCGUAGUUAGGCGAAGGCAUCAUUGCAGGAACUGUGGCAAAGUGUUCUGUGCAAGGUGCAGCUCGAAUUCAGUCCCUCUCCCUCGAUACGGACAUCUCAAACCUGUUCGAGUGUGCAACAGGUGUUUUAUAUACCAAGUCACACCUUUUUCACUCGAAACCAACAUAAGGACAGCCAACUGACAAUAUAUAAUUAUUAUAUUAAUAACCA